UGUUUCAAUUACACCCUCCACUUGGCAAACUUAAAAGGGGUGAGUAGUGAGUAACAAAAAGCCGUAAGAAACCGUAAUGUGGCAUGUUGUAAUCUCUUUCUAUCCUCUCUUGCCAUCAGAGUCUUGGAGCCCUUGAAGAGACGAUGAGUUGGUUUAUUGUCAGAGACAGGAAAACCACGCUGUCUAACCGGGUUUGUUCCAGGCUGUUGACAAUAAAAAACCUCAGACUGUCUGACAGAUCAAGCCCCUUGCGCUGCAACGUUUUCAUCCCCCCCAGACUGCACUGAGAUGAUGUGACAGUUCUUGCUCCCUGUGCCUUCCAGUGACUGUACCCACCGCCGAGGCUACCAUGCAGGAGUGCCAUACUGCGUUGUGUCUGUCUGUCUACCUUGUCACCUUUUUGACGGGCCUCCCAGCCAACGCUGUGGCCUUCUACACCUUCAGCAAGAAGGUGAGGCAAAAACCCACGCCCAUCGACAUCCUGCUCCUCAACCUGACAAUCUCGGACCUCCUCUUCCUGCUCUUCCUGCCCUUCAAGAUGCAGGAAGUCACGAACGAUAUGACCUGGAGUCUACCCUACAUCCUCUGUCCUUUAUCUGGCUUCUUCUUCUACAUGACUAUCUACGUCAGCACCUUAUUCCUGACAGCGGUCAGUGUGGAGCGCUACCUGGGCGUGGCCUUCCCCAUCCAACACUCGCUGAAUCGCCGGCCCCUGUAUGCCGUGGUGGCCAGUGUAUUUAUCUGGGUCUUCUCCGUCCUCCACCUGAGCAUCGUCGUCAUCAUGCCCUACUACAACCCACCGCAAGACUCCCUCAGUUCCACAACCAACUCUUCCAACAGCUAUGAAUUCUCCAACGUCUCCAACGUGCUCAUUAGGGACGGCGACAACAUUGUGUCUUCCAGGAAUGUGUGCUAUGAGGACUUCAGCGAGAAGCAACUGGCGAUCCUCCUGCCUGUGCGUCUGGAGCUCUGCCUGGUUCUAUUCUGUGUACCUUUCCUCAUCUGCAGCUUCUGCUACAUCAACUUCAUCCGCAUACUCUCCGGCCUGCCCCACAUCGGUCGUCGCAGACGCCUCCGUGCUAUCGGCCUGGCUCUGGGGACACUGCUGGUGUUUGCCUUCUGCUUCGGCCCCUACAACGUCUCCCACAUUGUGGGCUUUAUAACCAGGAAGAACCCAGACUGGAGAGACAUGGCCUUGCUCUGCAGCACCUUCAACGCCUGCUUGGACCCCUUCAUCUUCUACUUCUCCUCCUCAGCUGUCAGAGGGACCCUAGGGAGUAUGUUGCAGGGGGCCAGAAUCAGGCUGACCAAGUGUAUGUUCUGUGGCUGUCACAUCCACUGGUCCCCUUGGAAUGGAACGAGCGAGCGAGCCUCAGAAAGAUAAGGGACCCAAACAAGUAGAGAUGAAUGCUAUCUGAAGUUAAUUGAAUAAGGCCUGUAUUAACUGAAAUGAGAUGUUGUGCUCCUCAUGUCUAGUGGCAGGAUAUGAGUGCUCUGAUGUUUAUGUUUUCACAUUUUACUGUAUCUGUGUCUCUGUUUGAUCAUUGGCGGGCAAACUUCCUACUUAGAGUAGAGAUAGGAUAUGGUAGACACGGAGCCUGCCUUCCUCCUGAGAGACACAAAACAAGGGCUCACAUUAGGGAGUUACUGCCUAGCUGCAGUUAGCUGGAAUCAAGUACAGUCAUUGCCAAUUAUAUUUUAUAAGUACACACCUACUGUGACAGUGCGUGAAAUAAGUUUGAGAAUACAUUUGUUGUAUUGGGUUGCCUGACAAGAUUGGCAAACAGAACAGAAAAUGAUCAUUGAUUAUAAUUGUAUUUCACAAGGUUGAAGCCCAUUUACACAACUAGGAGCGGUUAUGGUGAACCGUAGAGAACAACAAGCUCUAACAUCUGAGAGACACAUCAGAACAACAUCUCUCAGCACUGAAAGAUAAGCACCUCAAACAAGUAUCACAGUAGUAUCGCUGAAAAGGAAACAAUGCUGAAAAGGAACAAUGAAUUUGAACACUGAGCAGAGUUGGUGUGUGUGUCUGUGUGUGUGUGUGUGUGGGGGG
This is a messenger RNA of Oncorhynchus nerka (sockeye salmon), 2056 nucleotides long. RefSeq names its product free fatty acid receptor 2-like. Gene Ontology annotation, biological process: cellular response to fatty acid; G protein-coupled receptor signaling pathway. The transcript has a single exon. Bases 350 to 1384 code for a protein of 344 amino acids. Lineage: Eukaryota; Metazoa; Chordata; Actinopteri; Salmoniformes; Salmonidae. Gene Ontology annotation, cellular component: plasma membrane. Gene Ontology annotation, molecular function: G protein-coupled receptor activity. The record is from RefSeq and is a predicted model, not a curated record.